AUGUUCAAUCGAAUAAGAUCAACAGCAAUUUUUCGUGACGGUCAACGUCACUCGAGACCCGCUCGUCAUUUCUUUCGCAAAUUUAUGAACGAUUGGUCACUGGAUUUUGCUGGAAUGUUAGCUUACAACCUCAUGAUUGCACUUCUUCCCAUCGCUGUUGCUCUAUUUGGUAUCUUAGGGUUGGUUUUGAAAAAUUAUCCUGAUGCUCAACAGGAUGUUAAAAAUAAAAUAAUCAAUUCUUUUACCACAGAUAACACAACACGAGCUGGAAUUGAACAAGUUGUCGAUCUUGCUUUUAAUCAAUUAUCUAAUGAUGCUGGUUUGAUUUUAGCUAUUGGUAUUAUUUUUGCAUUAUUUGGAUCUUCCCGAUUAUUUGUCACUAUUGAUCAAUGUAUGACGAUUAUCUAUCGUUUACCUGAACGUGCAUUACUCCGACAGAAUCUCCUAGCUUUUGGAAUGUUAUUUCUUUUUAUCACGAUUAUUCCUAUUAUGUUGAUCAUUAGUUCAGCUCCGUCGGCUUUGCUAAAAAUUAUUCCAGGUGGAGGUGGUCGAUUUGGAACGUUUUUAGGUGGAAUGAUAUUUUCAUUACUAGCUGCAUUCAUUUUUUUUGAAGCUAUCUAUUGGCUUGUACCGAACAAGAAAAUGUCAUUUAAAAUUACUUGGUGCGGAGCAUUAGCUGCCGCUUGCGCACUGGAAAUAUUCAUUAUACUAUUUCCAUUAUAUGUAACACAAUUCAUGGACAACUAUGCUGGGCAAAUUGGUUUUGCAGUGAUUCUUCUUCUUUUCUUCUAUUACUUCGCAACAAUUCUUAUCUUAGGUGCCCAAGUCAAUGCUUACUUCUUCGAACAUUACCAACCGUUAUCGUCAGGCUUAGGAACAUACAUCAGCCAAAUGCACGACGAACAUGGUGUUGGUGAUCCACAUCGACCGCUCUGUGAAACUGAAAGCGAUAUUCAACAACAACCAUUUCCACCGACGACAUCGACGACUGAAAACCGAUCAGCACAAAGCAAUGUUUGGCUAAAUAAACUUUGGCCAUCAAGAGUUGCCGUGUCCACAGGAUCCGAAAGAGACAGAAAUGAUAAUGCAUGA
Molecule: messenger RNA, 1092 nt
Organism: Adineta ricciae
Lineage: Eukaryota; Metazoa; Rotifera; Eurotatoria; Adinetida; Adinetidae
Source: the annotation of a GenBank genome assembly